Molecule: messenger RNA, 1538 nt
Organism: Cricetulus griseus (Chinese hamster)
Lineage: Eukaryota; Metazoa; Chordata; Mammalia; Rodentia; Cricetidae
Source: RefSeq, a predicted model, not a curated record
GUAGUGGGCAGGGUUAUGGGGAGUCAUGACCUGUCUACCAGGACUGAUCUGGCAACCCAGCCAGCCCCUGUGGAGCCAGGCCUCCUGUCUGCCCAUCAGCUAGCACAGAUCACCUCUCCCUUGACACCCAGGAAGGGAGGGCAGUGAGCUUCCUUCAGACCCCAGCCAGCCACUCCAGCUCUACACCCGUCUCCCAGCCAGAGGUGCUGCAUGAGGGGCCGCAGGGGUGAUCGCAUUACCAUCAACAUCCAGGAGCACAUGGCCAUCAACGUGUGUCCUGGACCCAUCAGGCCCAUCCGCCAGAUCUCGGACUACUUCCCUCGCAGGGGGCCAGGACCAGAGGCUGCUGGCGGCAGGGGCUGUGGGGAAGCCCCUGCUCACCUGGCCCCUCUGGCUCUGGCCCCCCCUGCGGCUCUCCUUGGGGCCACCACACCCGACGAUGGAGCUGAGGUAGACAGCUACGACUCAGAUGAUACCACUGCCCUGGGCACACUGGAAUUUGACCUUCUCUAUGAUCAGGCUUCCUGCACUCUGCACUGUAGAGUCCUCAGGGCCAAGGGCCUCAAGCCCAUGGAUUUCAAUGGCCUGGCUGACCCCUAUGUAAAGCUGCACCUUCUGCCAGGAGCCUGCAAGGCCAAUAAACUAAAAACUAAGACCCAGAGGAACACACUGAACCCUGUGUGGAACGAGGAGCUGACGUACAGUGGAAUCACGGAUGAUGACAUCACUCACAAGGUGCUCAGGAUCUCCGUCUGUGACGAGGACAAGCUGAGCCACAAUGAGUUUAUAGGAGAGAUCCGAGUGCCCCUCCGCCGCCUCAAGCCUUCACAGAAGAAGCAUUUUAACAUCUGUCUUGAGCGCCAGGUUCCGCUUCCUUCGCCUUCUUCAAUGUCUGCGGCGCUGAGGGGCAUUUCCUGUUACCUGAAGGAGCUAGAGCAGGCAGAGCAGGGACCUGGGCUGCUGGAAGAGCGAGGGCGUAUCCUGCUGAGCCUCAGCUACAGCUCCAGGAGGCAUGGGCUGCUGGUGGGCAUUGUUCGCUGUGCUCACCUGGCUGCCAUGGAUGUUAACGGCUACUCUGACCCUUAUGUGAAGACGUACUUGAGACCAGAUGUGGACAAGAAAUCCAAGCAUAAAACAUGUGUAAAGAAGAAGACGUUAAACCCAGAAUUUAAUGAGGAAUUCUUCUAUGAGAUGGAACUCUCCACUCUGGCCACCAAGACCCUGGAAGUCACAGUCUGGGACUAUGACAUUGGCAAAUCCAAUGACUUCAUAGGUGAGUGGAGGAGCCCAUCAGGGUGCUGUGAGGGAAGUGGGCCAGGAGAAUGGGCAAUGACUGGGUCUGCAUGCCGUGGCUGUUCUUCAGGCGGUGUGUCUCUGGGGCCAGGAGCCAGGGGAGAGGCGCAGAAGCACUGGAGUGACUGUCUCCAUCAGCCAGACACAGCCCUGGAGCGCUGGCACACCCUGACCAGCGAGCUGCCCCCAGCAGCAGGGGCUUUCCCUUUGGCCUAAGCAGACAGCAGCUGCCCAGCACAGGCCCU